AUGACGACGGCGAUAAUCUUUCUAUUGAAUAACACCCCAUCGAUGCUGCAAACGACGAUGAUGAAUGGGGUGCGCAAUUCGUACAUAGAUAUUGCCAAACAGACGGUAGAAACGUUCGUACAGCUUCGUUGUAAGGAUGAGAACGUCAUGUCUGAUCGUUACAUGCUGCUAACAUACGACACACCGCCGAAUCACAUGAAAGUGAGCUGGGACGCAAGUAUGGAUCAGUUUAUGAAUGCAGUAAAAACACUUGAAUGCACUGGAAGUACGUCGGAACGCAAUGCGCUAGGCAAUUUGUUUGAGAUGCUCAAUCAGGAGCGCAUGGUAUUUGGCGGGGAUACGUACGGCUACGGAAGAUGUCCAUCCACCGCCAUGUUCUGCUUCUUUGUGCUCAUCACGAACUAUCACGAUUUUCCGAAGAUAUCCGAUACUACCUUUUUGCCGCUAUCCCCAAACGUGGUUGGCUCGCAACUGACGAAGGAACCGUUUCGAUGGGAUCAGCGAUUGUUUGCAUUGGUCCUGGGAAGUACAAAAAGUCCACCGUACAUUAAAAAAAUGUCCCUCGCAAUGGGUGGAUGGUGUAUGCCGAUCAAAUCAAAGGGAAGUUGGUAUCGGAGCAUAUCAAGGCUAGCGAAAAAUUUAAAGGUUAUGCUGAUGAUCAGCUUCAUCCAUGAAACUAUCCUGUUCAAAAGCGCUGCUGAAACAAACAUCUACAAACUUGAACCAACGAAAUAUGCCCUGUUGAACUGUGGUGAAACAUGGAAAGGGUUGUGGCCUGUCCCGGAAUCCUACUGGCCAGAUGACGUACAAAAUGAGCUACCACCUCGUGAUGCUUUUCCGGUGAUGCGCAUACUGCCCGAGUCUAGUGACGAACCGGUAUGGAUGGCGAAUUUCCCAGUCGACAAAUACUGUGUGGAGACACGCACGAGUACAGACAAGUUACCGACAACGGACCCAGGCAAGGUAUGGCCGGUGGUGAUCAUGUCGACCACGCAUCGAAAGGAGCAGCCCUUUGGCUACAUUAAACGAGAAUGUGGAACAUUAUAUUUCUACAUUUCAACGUACAACUAUCCCGAGCUGCAUCGCUUGAUGACGGAAAACUUUCCUAACUUCAACGCGAGAAACGUACAAUUCAUUAACGCUUUGCAAAAUUACAUAUCCAUGAUACCAUCGUACUACCGGUACUACUUAAGCAAAGCACUGAGCGGUAUAGUGGAAAGCACCGUGCUGGAAAUGGUACUUCGGAUGGAAUGUGCAAAUCAUUACAAUAAGCACCUAUUGGACAGUUUUUGCCGCAUGCGAGAAGCUGCAAAAUUGAGUCGUAUGCGAAUGUGCGAUUACGUGUCGAAGCAACAGGGCAACCCCACUGCAAAGCAACAAGAAACUACGCCACUAAUCGAAGAACAUCCGUUACUAAAACUGCGAAAAAAGGAUACCCAAUGCACGGCAAAGACUAUCGUCGUGCCGACCAUCGAACGAUCGACCUUAUCACCCGACUACCGCAAACUUUACGCCAUCGAUCGCAAGGAUCUGCUCGAUAUGUUAAAUCGUAUGAGGAAUGCCUUCUACUGCCCGGAGAAUAUGUCAUACUGCAUGAAUUCCUUAAAACACUCGGUGCCUAUAGCAGUGAUGCAACAAUACACUGCAACCCAGCAGAAUAUGACCAUGCUGCGGACCCUUACGGUCAGUGAUAACACCGAGAACAUCCAAUUCUCACCAGCAGCUCGCUAUACUCGGGAGCAAUCUCAAAAGCUCACAGCAAAGAGAAUGAAAUUACUUUAG
Molecule: messenger RNA, 1782 nt
Organism: Anopheles marshallii
Lineage: Eukaryota; Metazoa; Arthropoda; Insecta; Diptera; Culicidae
Product: integrator complex subunit 6-like
Exons: 1
Coding region: 1-1782 (593 amino acids)
Biological process (GO): snRNA 3'-end processing
Cellular component (GO): integrator complex
Source: RefSeq, a predicted model, not a curated record